Messenger RNA from Passer domesticus (house sparrow), 1374 nucleotides. RefSeq names its product phosphatidylcholine transfer protein (gene PCTP). Lineage: Eukaryota; Metazoa; Chordata; Aves; Passeriformes; Passeridae. Gene Ontology annotation, molecular function: phosphatidylcholine intramembrane carrier activity; phosphatidylcholine binding. The transcript is spliced from 6 exons. The record is from RefSeq and is a predicted model, not a curated record. Bases 303 to 998 code for a protein of 231 amino acids.
UCUGCGUCCGUGGGGAGCACCCCAAAGGGCAGGCCCUGGCCAUCACACCCACCAGCCUGUCCCCGCUCUGGCACCAGGCUCAUGUCACACACGCUCCAAGGCACGACCACCGAGACCCCGCCGAACCCGAGUGCGCACGGAGCGCACCUGCAGGGCAGGGACUCCCCCUGAAGCCGCCGGGACCCCGCGCCCGCUGCCCCGGCCCCGGAGGCUCGGCGGGGCCCGGCCCCGGGGCGGAGCGGGGCGGGCCGAGCGGGGACAGCGCCCGGCCGCAGCGUGAGCCCGCCCGGCCGCCGCCGGGCAUGGCGGGGCCGCCGGAGCUGGAGGGAGCGGCGGGGAUGGAGGUGGAGGAGCCUUUAUCGGGGGGCUUCUCGGAGGAGCAGUUUGGGGCCGCCUGCCGGGAGCUGGACCAGCCGGCGCCGGCCGCGGCGGGGCCCUGGCAGCUCCUGGUGGAGACCACGGACGUGCGGAUCUACCGGCUGUACCACGAGCAAUCAGGACUUUAUGAAUAUAAAAUCUUUGGUGGUCUUGCUGACGUUCCCCCAAAAUUGUGUGUAGAUGUCUACAUGGACUUGGAUUUCAGAAAAGAGUGGGAUCAGUAUGUUAAAGAACUGUAUGAGAAAACAUAUGAUGGUGAAAAAGUAAUCUACUGGGAAGUGAAGUACCCUUUUCCUCUCUCAAACAGAGAUUAUGUGUAUGUCCGGGAAUGCCGGGAGAUGGAUGUGCAUGGGAGGAAGAUCUGGGUUGUGUUAGCAAAAAGUGUGGCUGUUCCUCAGUGCCCUGAGAAGCCUGGUAUUAUCAGAGUUAAGAGCUAUAAACAAAGCCUGGUUAUUGAAAGCGAUGGCAAGGCUGGAUGUAAAGUCUAUAUGUACUAUUUUGAUAAUCCUGGUGGCAUGAUUCCAACCUGGCUGGUCAACUGGGCUGCCAAGAGUGGUGUGCCUGCUUUCUUGAAGGAUAUAAAAAAAGCUUGCCUUAAUUAUUCUAAGAGCACAAAUUGAUCUUAAUAAUUUAAUUCCUAGCUCUCUGCUCUUACAGGAGCAGAUGUUAUAUAUCACACUGGAUAAAAUCUACCUCUAAUAUUGGAAAGAAUGAAAGAAUUUUAUUUUAGUUGAUUUAUGCCUUGAGUUUUAUUAGAUUUUUUUCUACUGAAGAGCUGGCCACUGGCAAAGUAGCACCAAUAUCAGCUGCAGCUUUUGAAAGUGCUCAAGUUUAGCCUUGUUCCCCAUGCUUUGCUUGUGCUGGUUGUCAGGUGUCAACUAGAGGAGUUCUGUGCUGGAUAUGUUACAUCUUUGCACAAGAGACAACAAUCUUACCAGAAAAAUAUCUGAACUUGGACUGCAGAUUAUCUGCAUGUGUUAUGCCUGGAUCUGCUUU